This is a messenger RNA of Mauremys reevesii (Reeves's turtle), 5896 nucleotides long. RefSeq names its product tankyrase 2 (gene TNKS2). Bases 204 to 3707 code for a protein of 1167 amino acids. The transcript has 27 exons. Gene Ontology annotation, molecular function: protein binding; NAD+ poly-ADP-ribosyltransferase activity. Gene Ontology annotation, cellular component: nucleus; cytoplasm. NCBI's taxonomy places the organism in Eukaryota, Metazoa, Chordata, Testudines, Geoemydidae. The record is from RefSeq and is a predicted model, not a curated record.
CACCCAGCCCCUCCCCCAAGGUGGAAGCACGCACGCACGCGCAGCGUGUCUGGCUCCGGCCGCUGGAACCGGGGGGAGGGAGUCUGGCCAGGGCUGCCCCGGGCUCGCUUCCUCCUGUGGCGAGGCGUGUCGGGAGUCGGGGCCAUGGCGGGGGGCGGCCCGUGACGGGCCCCCGGAACGCGGCUGCUGGGCAGGGGAGCGCCAUGGCCGGGCGGCGGGGCGCGGGCGGGGCGGCCCCCUUGGCGGAGGCGCCGGGCUGCGGGCCCGCGGCGGAGCCGGCCCGGGAGCUGUUCGAGGCCUGCAGGAACGGGGACGUGGAGCGGGUUAAGCGGCUGGUGCGGCUCGAGAACGUGAACGGCAGGGACACGGCGGGCAGGAAGUCCAGCCCCCUGCACUUCGCCGCAGGUUUUGGUCGGAAGGAAGUAGUUGAAUAUUUGCUUCAGAGUGGUGCCAAUGUCCAUGCACGAGAUGAUGGUGGCCUCAUUCCUCUUCAUAAUGCCUGCUCUUUCGGUCACGCUGAAGUUGUCAGUCUUCUUUUGCAUCAUGGUGCAGAUCCUAAUGCUCGGGAUAAUUGGAACUAUACUCCUCUUCAUGAAGCUGCCAUUAAGGGCAAGAUUGAUGUCUGCAUAGUACUGCUGCAGCAUGGUGCUGAACCAGCCAUCCGUAAUACAGAUGGAAGGACAGCUUUGGAUUUAGCAGACCCAUCUGCAAAAGCAGUGCUGACAGGUGAUUACAAGAAGGAUGAACUCUUAGAAAGUGCCAGGGGUGGUAAUGAAGAAAAGAUGAUGGCUCUUCUGACACCAUUAAAUGUCAACUGUCAUGCAAGUGAUGGCAGAAAGUCAACUCCAUUACACUUAGCAGCUGGGUAUAACCGGGUUAAGAUUGUGCAGCUGUUACUACAGCAUGGAGCUGAUGUACAUGCCAAGGAUAAAGGAGAUUUGGUGCCACUUCACAAUGCCUGUUCCUAUGGUCAUUAUGAAGUAACAGAACUUCUAGUAAAGCAUGGAGCAUGUGUGAAUGCUAUGGAUCUGUGGCAGUUCACUCCUCUGCAUGAAGCAGCUUCUAAGAACAGGGUGGAAGUGUGUUCUCUCUUGCUAAGUUAUGGUGCUGAUCCAACACUGUUGAACUGUCACAAUAAAAGCACCAUUGAUUUAGCCCCAACACCUCAAUUAAAAGAACGAUUGGCAUAUGAAUUCAAAGGUCACUCCUUGCUACAGGCGGCCAGAGAAUCAGAUGUAGCUCGCAUCAAAAAAUAUCUUUCUUUGGAAACAGUGAAUUUCAAGCAUCCUCAAACUCAUGAAACAGCACUGCACUGUGCUGCUGCAUCUCCGUAUCCCAAGAGAAAGCAAGUCUGUGAAUUACUUCUGAGAAAAGGAGCCAACAUCAAUGAAAAGACAAAAGACUUCUUGACACCUCUCCAUGUGGCAUCAGAAAAAGCUCAUAAUGAUGUCGUUGAAGUUGUUGUGAAGCAUGAAGCUAAGGUUAAUGCAUUGGACAAUCUUGGUCAGACUUCUCUGCAUAGAGCUGCACAUUCUGGCCAUCUGCAGACAUGCAGAUUGUUGUUGAGCUCUGGAUGUGAUCCCUCAAUUGUGUCACUGCAGGGUUUUACAGCUUUACAAAUGGGGACUGAAAAUGUGCAACAAUUACUACAAGAAGGCAUCCCAUUAGGUAAUUCAGAUGCAGAUCGACAGUUGCUGGAAGCUGCAAAGGCAGGAGAUGUGGAUACUGUAAAAAAGUUAUGUACAGUUCAGAGUGUGAACUGCAGAGAUAUUGAAGGGCGUCAGUCCACACCACUUCACUUUGCAGCAGGAUAUAACAGGGUGUCUGUGGUUGAGUAUCUUCUUCAGCAUGGUGCUGAUGUUCAUGCAAAAGAUAAAGGAGGUCUCGUCCCUUUGCACAAUGCUUGUUCCUAUGGUCACUAUGAAGUAGCAGAACUGCUUGUUAAACAUGGUGCAGUUGUAAAUGUAGCUGAUUUGUGGAAGUUCACUCCCUUACAUGAAGCUGCAGCAAAAGGAAAAUAUGAGAUCUGCAAACUUCUAUUACAGCAUGGUGCUGACUCCACAAAGAAGAACAGAGAUGGAAAUACUGCCUUGGAUCUUGUUAAAGAUGGUGAUACUGAUAUUCAAGACCUACUUAGAGGAGAUGCAGCUUUGCUAGAUGCUGCCAAGAAGGGUUGUUUGGCCCGAGUAAAGAAGCUUUGUUCACCGGACAAUGUAAAUUGUCGUGACACACAAGGAAGACAUUCAACACCACUACAUUUAGCAGCUGGUUACAACAAUUUGGAGGUUGCAGAGUACCUGUUACAGCAUGGAGCUGAUGUGAAUGCACAGGAUAAAGGAGGGUUGAUUUCUCUACAUAAUGCUGCAUCUUAUGGGCACGUAGAUGUAGCAGCUUUACUUAUAAAGUAUAAUGCGUGUGUGAAUGCUACGGACAAAUGGGCUUUCACACCUUUGCAUGAAGCAGCCCAGAAAGGAAGGACACAGCUUUGUGCCUUGUUAUUGGCACAUGGAGCUGAUCCUACUCUGAAAAACCAGGAAGGACAAACACCAUUAGACCUGGUCACCGCAGAUGAUGUUAAUGCACUGUUGACAGCUGCUAUGCCUCCUUCUGCGUUGCCAUCUUGUUAUAAACCUCAGGUUAUAAAUGUAUCUCAAACCACCGGACCUACGGCUGAUUCCCUGUCUUCCGUUCCAUCCAGCCCAUCCAAUCUGUCUGCUGCCAGUAGCCUUGACAACUUAUCUGGUAGCUUUUCUGAACUCCCUUCAGUUGUUGGUACAAAUGGUGCAGAGGGAGCAAUUGUUUUAGAGAAAAAGGAAGUUCCAGGUAUAGAUUUUAGCAUAAAUCAGUUUGUGAGAAAUCUUGGACUUGAACAUCUGAUUGACGUAUUUGAGAGAGAGCAAAUAACACUGGAUGUAUUGGUUGAAAUGGGCCACAAAGAGUUAAAGGAAAUUGGGAUCAAUGCUUAUGGACAUAGGCAUAAAAUCAUUAAAGGAGUUGAGAGACUGAUCUCUGGACAGCAAGGUCUUAACUCAUACCUCACUUUGAAUACUUCUGGUAGUGGAACAAUUCUUAUAGAUCUCUCUCCUGAUGAUAAGGAAUUUCAGUCAGUGGAAGAGGAGAUGCAGAGUACAGUCCGAGAGCACAGAGAUGGUGGGCAUGCUGGUGGAGUGUUCAACAAAUACAAUUUUCUGAAGAUUCAAAAAGUGUGUAACAAAAAACUCUGGGAAAGAUACACUCACAGGAGGAAAGAAGUUUCUGAAGAAAAUCAUAACCAUGCUAAUGAAAGGAUGCUGUUUCAUGGUUCCCCGUUUGUGAAUGCAAUCAUUCAUAAAGGUUUUGAUGAGAGACAUGCAUACAUAGGUGGAAUGUUUGGAGCUGGUAUAUAUUUUGCUGAAAACUCUUCCAAAAGCAAUCAGUAUGUAUAUGGAAUUGGAGGUGGCACUGGAUGCCCAGUUCACAAAGAUAGAUCUUGUUAUGUUUGCCACAGGCAGUUGCUGUUUUGCCGUGUAACAUUGGGCAAGUCUUUCCUGCAGUUCAGUGCAAUGAAAAUGGCUCAUUCUCCUCCAGGACAUCAUUCAGUUACUGGUCGACCUAGUGUAAAUGGACUAGCUUUAGCAGAGUACGUCAUAUACAGAGGAGAACAGGCUUAUCCAGAAUAUUUGAUUACUUACCAGAUUAUGAAACCUGAAGCCGCCAUGGAAGCUUGAGGCAGAUUGCUUUUGGAAAUUAACAGAUUUGAACAUGAAGAUAUCAAUACCUAACAUCAUCUAAAUUACACUGAAUUGAUGAAAAUGUUUUAUCCACAGGCAUUGUGGUAGAAAAUGUGAAAAAAUCUAACAUUUUGACUUGAUAAAGCUUUAAUAAUGUACAGUAUGUUUUCUAAAAUUUCAAAAACUUCCUCUUUUUCAGCACUUUAACAGAUACCAUUCCAGGUAAACUGGGUUUGUCUGUACUAAAUUAUAAGCAUAAAUUAAUUUGAACUAUGCUUUUUAUAUAAUACUACAUUGAAAUCUAGCAGAAACUAUAAUAUUCCACACAGGAAUUCAUUUUACUUAUACUGUGUUCUUUAAAACACUGCAUUUACACUGAAUACAAUUUCAUUUGUAAAACUGUAAAUAAGAGCUUUUGUACUAGCAUGAUAUUUAUUUACAUUGCUUUGUAAUAUAUGUGUUUUAGAACUGCAACCUUGUAAAAAGUAUUUUUUUCCAAAUGUUGCAUUGUUCAUCUAUGUUUCAUCAUACACGAUAAACAGGAGAAGAUUUUGAUUCCAGGGUUUGUCUUUUGGGAAGGGGGAGAAUAAAUUUGAUUUUAAUUAACCAGUUUAGAAUUAUACAAUGCUUGAACAGUUAUUCAAAAGAUACUCCUGUGGUUUUAUUUACAAAAUAUGCAUUCCAGAGAUUCAUGGCCUAUGAAAGUAGGACACUCCAUUUGAUUAUUGAAGUAUUUUGCCGCCUGUUUACCCGAAUUUCACAUUUCAUGGUCAUGAAAUUGUCUUCUAGAAUUUGUAUUGGACUAGAUCUGUAGUUAAUCAGUAGUCUUAUUUCAAGGCUAUUAGAUCUUGUGAAUUAUGGCUAAUAAAUGAUUUUCCUUGAAUGUAGGUGGAAACUUUACUUCAAGGAGAUCUUUCUUUCUAGAUAAGUCCCUAACACUUUAAAUUAACACAAGGAAGUUGAAUACAUAAUGUCUAGUGAGAGUGAAUAAAUUGAUUUAUUUUCUGGCACAUCAUGGUUAGUCCAUGUAACUUGUGGGUGCGCACAGAAUAUAAACAUUAUGGGGUGGACAUCUUUAGGCCAUCCCUGUCUCUUUCUGUUUAUGCUUCUUCCUUGUUUAUGCUCAGGCUGGUAGCUUCAGCAGUAAUAGAAGUUUGCUGCUGCAGUGCUUUGUGCUGAAUGAAAUUGAUAGGAUUGUAGGAUCUUAGUCUGUUGCAUUAGUUGGAUAGAUAAAACACUCGUGCAUGAGCAGAAAGAGCUAUGCAGCUAUUGGCUACAGUUGCCCCAUGACUAUCUCUUGGGGGAUAAGGGAGGAAAGGAGAUAAACCACCUGAUCAAGGAACAUUACAGAUAAAUGAAUGCACUGCCCUCUUGUUCACCCCACCAUAGUUCAUCUGCAUUCUAUAUUUUUACUCUAUCUGCAAUUUUUACCUACAUAUUUAAAAAUGUAAAUGUAAAUAUAAUGCAGACAAAAUAUAGUUGAUACCAUGGGUUUAAUUUUAAACUAAAUAAGAGCAUAUUUUAAUUGGUUAUAUUUCUACAUCUAGGUCUCUGCCCCAUAAGUUAAUUUGUUUGCAGGUCAUAUGACGUAACAUGGUUUUAAAUGUAAUAAUUAGUCAAGACUACUAAAUCGUCUUGCUGAUAUGGUGAUAAUGUAAUUAUUCUGUACAUGAAUAAGUGUACUGAAAAGUACAAAAUUAUGUGAGGAAUCUAAGUAAUAAAUAAGAUCAUAAAAGCUAACUCUUGCAGAAAGCAAUAUUGACAGUGAAUAAAAGGUGCUUUAAUUUAAGGUAUUUUUUCCCAGGAUGUUGCCCACUCCUUGGUUUAGUGUAAUGCUGGAACUGGUGGUCAUGCAAAAUCUGGUAAAUAUGAUUAAAACAUUAAUAUUUUAGUUUCAUUGCUAAAAUAUUUCAUUCUCUAUGAAUGAAUUCUUAAUGUCUUGUAAAAUAUUGUGGUAAGGUAGCAUUUAAGUGGCACCACAAUGUUGUGUUUGUCUGGUUUAGUUUUUGCAUGAUAUACUUUGCAUUCUGAAGGUGGAAAUUGUAAUGGUUUGAUAGUCUUGACUUUUGAGGUGAAAUUUUUCUCUCUUGUGCAAUUAGGUCUGCUUUACUCAUCUUGAAGUGUCUUACAUGUACUGUACCACAUUCCAUACCCAUUUAACACUAAAUAAAUUUAAAUUCACUGUU